Messenger RNA from Pelmatolapia mariae (spotted tilapia), 2175 nucleotides. Its product is annotated as serine protease FAM111A-like. Lineage: Eukaryota; Metazoa; Chordata; Actinopteri; Cichliformes; Cichlidae. The transcript is spliced from 5 exons. Gene Ontology annotation, cellular component: nucleus; chromatin. Bases 1 to 2175 code for a protein of 724 amino acids. The record is from RefSeq and is a predicted model, not a curated record. Gene Ontology annotation, biological process: DNA replication; proteolysis. Gene Ontology annotation, molecular function: serine-type peptidase activity.
AUGGACCGCCAGUCUCCAGGUGAAGGCAUGAAGUCGUCCACUACACAGUCCCAGAUGGCCGUCGCUACCUGGAGGGUGAUCUGGCUCACCGUGGACACACCGACUCUGAAACUGAACGCGAUGGUCCUGAAGGAGUCCCCGGUGGCGGGUGAUGCUUGGACCAACGCGGGACAGCAGGUCCUCAAACUGGGCGAGGGACAGACGGUGGUACUGCUGAAAGCCGCGGUCGUCCAGGGGCAGCUCCGGGAGCAAGUGGUGAAACUCACCAAACUGCUCAUGCCUCUGGAGGACCUGAUGGACCCAGGUACGACUCUGAGUAGUAAAAGAACAAGGUCAGAAUCAGAGGACUCGCUGGCUGACACCCCACCAAGCCAGAAUGAUAUCGCUGCAGGUCAGACGCAAGCUAAUGAAAGCUGCACUAGUGCCGCAGCCGCGGACGACGGCACUUUUGGCGACGACGAGGACGAGAAUGACACCAUUUCUACCGAUGACAACAGCCGCGUUAGCGAGCAUGAGUGGCCAGAAUGUUGGUCCCAAGCACAAGUCCGGUACUCCAAUGUUCCUCCACCGUCCAAAGACAGUGGGGUUAGGCUAUUUGGUUAUUCUAAAUUGCCCAUAGGUGUGAAUGACCAACACGGACAUCACUCCAGACUGAAAUCCACUUCAGACGGCACACGCAACAUGUUCAAGCAUGCACGGAGGCCUUUCAGUAAAUGUAAGAAGAUGGUUAAGGCGAGAGAUUGCUAUUCUGUCUUUUACAUCGCCACAAAGGGAGGACUAAAUGCCAAAAAAGAGAAAAGUUUUUUAAAAAAUGACGCUUUAAAACAGUUCGAGUAUCUUUGUGUUUACGGGGAGAAGGGAAUAACUGCGGCCGAGGCUCUGAAAAGAGACGGUCGCUUCGCCGAUGACCUGGGCUACUUUGAGCUGGUUAACAUCGACGACGAACGUAAGACUGAGUGCACAGACAUAAUUGAUUGUCUGGACAAUAAGAAAUUCCAGAUAUGUUUUCCACAGGGAGCAGAUACGGAUGUAGCCAUCCCAGGGCAGCAGAAACCUCCAUACGCAUCAAAUAAUGCAAAGCGCAGCGGUGGAAUGACAUCGGUCUUAGAUGUAGCACGACAGAACGGAUUGAGUCUAAAAACGUCAAUCAAAGAAACGGGCAGCAGCAUUGACCGUAAGGAGGUUUACAAUCUACUUUGUCAGCAGUAUCCGCGUCUGAAACGAUGGAUGGAGAGUAGAUUCCCCAAAAAUUCUUUCCAGGAAGCACUGAAAUACAGGAAGGAGAACUUUGGAAAGAGUCGACAGCCUUUUACUGAAAUUCGCAGCAUUAUGUUGCUGCUCGAACUGAGCGAGUCAGUUUGUCUCAUAACCGGUUCCUUCAUAAAGCAAGGCACAGGCUUUGUGCUAUUUGACAACUUUGUCUUGACCAACGCCCACUUAUUCGACUACUGGGUUAAAUCAAACACACCUAACUGGCGUGAACUUGUAAACGUUACCGUGGUCUUUAACUUUGAAGACCAAGAGUCAGACAGGAACAACCUCGGCGCUAAGGUGUUCGUCGGCGACGAUAAGUUAGAUUAUGUCAUACUUAAGCUAGAAACAGAGAAAGUGCCGCCGGGGCUCCUUAAGAGAUUUGGGCCUGUACCUUCAGACGGCGAGGCCUGUGUCGUCGGACACCCGGGAGGAGGAGUGAAAAAAAUGAGUCCUACGUGGGUCGUGGAGAAAGAGAGGCGAGAGAAUAAUGACAAUUUAGAAGACUGCGAGGAAUUUUGCAGUCUGUGUGAAACCAAUCAGCAGAUCAAAAACGACCCGUAUGAAAAUAUCUACGUCACCUACAACACUCUCAUGUACCACGGCUCUUUCGGCUCCCCGGUUUUCGAUGCUGACGGACGAGUGUUUGGUUUGCACAGCGGCGGGUUUUUCUACGGGUUUCCGAACCUUAGCGAGAAUGUGAUUGAGUACGCCUUCCCUCUGCUCACUAUAUUUGAAAGCUUUGUGGAUAAUCUGAAGAAAGAUGGGUAUGGGGAGGCAUUGGAAAGAGUUGAGGAGGAAGCGAAGGGAAAUCCUCACCUAGAAAACAUUAUAGCCUCUGUUGUGGGGUCAAAGCAAGGCAAACCUGGCGCGUUGUUGCAGGAAGUUGAGAGUAAAACAGAUUCUGAGGAGAUGGCUGUGUAG